CCCUCAGGUUUCAUUUCCAUCUUUUUGCUGAAACCUUACAUCUCCAAGAAGGUGGUGCUAGACCACACUUGUUUUUCCAUAAUUAGAGGAUUAAAUCUUCCAGAUGUUCUUUGAAGCCACUGAGAGAGCAAGGCUAUUACCAGAGUCACCUGGUGCAUUAGGGACUCUUAGGAGCUUGUUUAUUCUCUGGGUGAUGAGAGGUAUUCCUUGUCCUCCUUUCUCUCAGGCUAGCUCAGAUUAUGCUGAUGGCAUUAGUGAAGAACGAUUCCAAGUCUGAUGUCACUCUACAGCAAAAACUUGGAGGUUUGUUGAGACACUGGGACUUUGCAGAGUAACCCAGGAAUGAAACUGCAUUUUGUGCGGCAAAAUGUGCUGAGAGUGAUGUUUACAGGGGGAACUGAGGCUUGUGCUUGAGAGAGCUGAAAGAAGGAGCUCCAAGCAAAGCUCUACACACACAUGCAUGUGUGGAGUUACCUGAAGCUCAGGGGAGUUGCUUUAUAAGCACUUUUCUUUAAUCCCUGUUGUCUCUAUGACACUCUGCUCUUCCUUUUGUAGUUCUUCCAGCAGCAAGUUGACAGGAUUGUAAAUUUGGGCUAUGUGUAAAACCUCUAUACCUGUGAGCUUGCAAAUAGGACUUGUCCUGCAGAUAUUCCCAAAAGGGGAAAAACCCUUGGGGAUACUUUGCAUCUCCAGCAGUGAAGAGUGAAAGUGGAAAUGGACAGCAGAUACUGAGCUGUAAUUAUUGGGAAGCAGGAGUCUUUCCUAGGCUAGUGGGAACGUUCAGAGUGUGACCUGAGUAAUCUGAAAGAGUUAAAGGGUUUCACUGAAUGCCUUGAGCAACUUUGUGACUCUUUCACAGAUGCUUCCAAAAGGACACAACAUAGAUAACGGGAACUGCGGGGUGCGCCACCUUGAAAUUUCAUCUGCCUAAGUAGCUGCUAGUCCAAUUCCAUUAAUGUUUGCAUAUUUAAUAAACUUCUAAUGUGGGAUUUUAAUGAGUUGGCAGUUAUCUCUGAACACCCAGCAGCAGCAGCAGUCUCAGAGUUUAGGUGGCUCUCAAAUGGAGAUUUCUCUCACUUAGAAGGCAUGUGGCCUUUCCUUGGGCAGUCAGCACUUGGCAGGCUCUGGAAUACUUUGAUUUGGUUUGUAUUGAUGUACAUCAACAGUGAUUUUUUAAUUUGGAUGGAGCCCUAGGGUUAAGUUUUUUGGGGAGGCAUCUUUUUAGAAAGCUAGAUAUAAGAAAAGUGACCUUGGUUAAUCUUGUAACACACCAUUUAUCUGCUUGGGAUGUUUCUUGCUAGUGAUCUAAUUAUUCUGGCAGCGAAAUGGGACUGCCAGGGAAAUUACUUCUAAUGUGGCAUUUGCUCAUUUACGCUCCCAGUGCUUUUGCUUUGCCUUUUCAGCCUAAUUUUGCAAACAUAUGUCCCACUCCUCAUAGUCCCAAGCAGGGUAAGAAGUUCCCUGGUUGUGCUGCACAGUUGAACCCAAGUGUCUCUGGUGAGGAGAAGGAAGAACACCAGUUUGGGAGGAACAGCAAAGAGAGUUAAGGACAAAAACUGAUGGACCAUUACAUCUUCCGAAAUGAGCCUUUUCACACUAGACUACUGGAAAAUAACAUGUCCUGAAGAGAGAAGAAUUCAGUGCUGGACUGUCUUAAACACUACCCAUGGUGCAGCUUCCGAGGACAGCUUGAUUUCUGUGACUUGAAGAGGAGGCACAUGUGCAGAGAGCCAAGAGGACAUGGGCUUCCAGUGCAUCUGGAACAAUGAUCAGGUACUGGACCCACGAGUCACAUGUGAGUUGUGUCCUACAAAUGCUCUGAGCACCCCCUCGGGCCGUCUCCUUGAUGCACACUCACGGCAUCAUGGCCAGCACUCAGGAGCGCCUGAGCCUGUCUUCCUCUCCCAACUCCAUCGGCAAAGCGUUCUGUGAGGACAAAGACUUGGGGAGGUUCCCCGAGGAGCACCCCGCUGCCGGCAGCCGCCCGUCCCCGGAGCUGCUGGAGGACGUGCGGGAGCGGGGCUCGCUGCCGGCCGAGCUGCUGGAGGGCGUGAGCAGCCCGGGCACGGCGGCCGUGCUGACCAGCAUCAGCGAGGAUGCCCGUGACCACUUUGAGAACAGCGUGCUGCAGCUGCGAGAGCAGGACGAGCCCGAGCCGGGGCUGCCGCAGGGCACCCGCAGCCCGGGCGACGGCGACACCAACGGGGCCGCCGACGAUGUCAAGGUCCAGUUCAACCGCACGGGCAGCGGCAGCGGCGGCUUCCUCGAGGGGCUCUUCGGGUGCCUGCGGCCCGUGUGGAACAUCAUCGGCAAGGCUUACUCCACGGACUACAAACUGCAGCAGCAAGACACGUGGGAGGUGCCGUUCGAGGAGAUCUCGGAGCUGCAGUGGCUGGGCAGUGGGGCACAGGGAGCUGUGUUCCUGGGCAAAUUCCGGGCUGAGGAGGUGGCCAUCAAGAAAGUGAGGGAUCAGAACGAGACAGACAUCAAGCACCUGCGGAAGCUCAAGCAUCCCAACAUUAUCGCCUUCAAGGGAGUUUGCACCCAGGCCCCGUGCUACUGCAUCAUCAUGGAGUACUGUGCCCACGGGCAGCUCUACGAGGUGCUGCGGGCUGGCAGGAAGGUCACCCCACGGCUGCUGGUGGACUGGUCCACGGGGAUUGCCAGUGGCAUGAACUACCUGCACCUCCACAAAAUCAUCCAUCGAGACCUCAAGUCACCAAAUGUUUUGGUUACACACACAGAUGCAGUGAAGAUUUCAGAUUUUGGUACAUCUAAAGAGCUCAGUGAUAAAAGUACCAAAAUGUCCUUUGCGGGGACGGUGGCGUGGAUGGCCCCGGAGGUGAUACGGAACGAGCCCGUCUCUGAGAAGGUGGACAUCUGGUCCUUUGGGGUGGUUUUGUGGGAGCUGCUCACGGGAGAGAUUCCCUACAAGGACGUGGACUCUUCGGCCAUCAUCUGGGGAGUGGGCAGCAACAGCCUCCACCUUCCUGUCCCUUCCACCUGCCCAGAUGGCUUCAAAAUCCUCAUGAAGCAAACCUGGCAGAGCAAGCCCCGGAACCGUCCGUCCUUCCGGCAGACACUGAUGCACCUGGACAUCGCCUCUGCUGAUGUGCUGGCUACUCCUCAGGAAACCUACUUCAAAUCCCAGGCUGAAUGGAGAGAAGAAGUGAAGAAACAUUUUGAGAAAAUUAAAAGUGAAGGAACUUGUAUCCACCGGCUGGAUGAAGAAUUGAUUCGCCGUCGGAGAGAAGAGCUGAGACAUGCAUUAGAUAUCCGUGAACACUACGAGAGGAAGCUGGAGCGAGCCAAUAACCUGUACAUGGAGCUCAGUGCUAUCAUGCUGCAGCUGGAGGUGCGGGAGAAGGAGCUCAUCAAGAGGGAACAAGCAGUGGAAAAGAAAUACCCUGGGACUUACAAACGCCACCCAGUCAGACCAAUAAUCCACCCCAACACAGUGGAGAAGCUGAUGAAGAGGAAAGGGGUCUCCCAUAAACCAGGCAGCCAGACCAAACGGCCAGAUCUGCUGAAGUCAGAGGGCAUACCCAGCACAGAAGCAGCAUCCAAUGGCUCCCCAGUCUCAGGAAGUCCCAAGAUGUCAACCCUGAGUGGCAAAAGCCGGUACCGCAGCAAGCCCCGGCACCGCCGGGGGAACAGCAAAGGCAGCUACAAUGAAUUUGCAGGGAUCUUGAAAAACCAGCCGGCGCAAGACGAUGCCCCCCAGCCCGGCCCUCCGCAGCCUCCGCACGGCCCCGGGGCGCCGCAGCAGGGGCAGCACUCGCGGCUGCACGCCCACGGCCAGGACAUCGCCACCUGCGCCAACAACCUGCGCUACUUCGGGCCCGCGGCCGCGCUGCGCAGCCCCCUCAGCCACCACGCCCAGCGCCGCAUGUCCGGCUCCAGCCCCGACCUCAUCUCCACCGCCAUGGAGGCCGACUGCCGCCGCGGCCUGGACGGCAAGGACAGCCCGGCCGAGCGCUGGGAGUGCUGCCCGGCGGAUCCCUACGACCCCUGCCUGCAGUGCAGGGACGAGGACAGCGGGCAGGCACAGCUGGCACAGUCUGCUGAGCCGGGGGGGAGCCGCCCCCAGUCCCCCGCCUCCCUCUACGACACGGCGCAGUUCAUGGAGAAGCUGGAGGAGCAGGGCACGGCCGCCUCCGCCCUGGGCACUCCCCAGCACUUGGCUUCCUCAGGGCUGCCCUGCAAAGCGAGAUCCCUCCAAAAGAGCGGGGAUGAGUCGUCAGAGGAGGAGGAGGGCGAAGUUGACAGUGAAGUGGAGUUUCCUCGUAGACAAAGACCCCACCGCUGCAUCAGUAGCUGCCAGUCCUACUCGACCUUCAGCUCUGAGAACUUCUCUGUGUCGGAUGGAGAGGAGGGGAACACAAGCGACCACUCGAACAGCCCGGAUGAGCUGGCUGCCAAGCUGGAGGAUGAGCUGGCUGAGAAGCUGGAGGACAUGUUGUCCCAGACUCCAGAGAUCCCCAUUGAAAUCUCCACGCAGUCGGAUGGGCUUUCGGACAAAGAGUGUGCUGUGCGGAGGGUCAAGACUCAGAUGUCUCUGGGCAAACUUUGUGCAGAUGAACACAGCUGUGAGAACCCACCACAGUUUGGAGAAUCAGACUGUGACUCUUCUGAAGGGGAGUGUUCUGAUGCCACGGUCAGGACCAAUAAGCCCUGCAGCUCUGCUACUUGGUAAUACAGAUCUCCCCCAAAGCUUCCUGGUACUGGCAUUUUGAUUUCCCUGAGAUUCCACUUCAUUCCCCUUCAUCACACUUUACAGGAAGAGAAGAUGCUUCUCCUUCCCACCCCAGGAGUGAUUUGCAAUAACCCGAAUCUCUGGAAAAUGUCCAAAUGAAAUUAAUUCUCUUUGAGCAUUUCAAUCAAGAAUGGCAGGGAUGUAUUUUAUUGAAUAAUCUAGUUACUGUAACAUGGAUAUUUAUUUUUUUGACAUUUUAACACUUUUUACUGUAAAGAGUGGAUUGUAUUUAUAGACACACAGACUCGUUGCAAAAAAAAAAAAAAAAAACGUUCAGAAAGCAAGCACACUAUGGAGAAACAUCCUGGGAGUCCUGCCUGGACAGCUUUGUGUACAGACGCAGGGGAUUCUCUUGCUGCUUGCACAGGGGACCAGGCCUCGUGGCCCUGAAGAUUGGAGAACAGAACAAGAAAACUAAACCACUCAGUCUUAUCAAAAGAGGAAAAGCAGAAAAAGACCUGACUGUAGGGUCACCUGUGAACAAAGUGUUUUCAGUAUAACCAGCUGGGUCAUUUUUAAUCAGAAGGUGGACAUGUUCCUGGAGAAAACUGGUACUGAGGUGCUAACAUCCAGGGUCUUCUGAGUUGAUACAUCCCCAGGAAUGUAAUGAUGGGUUUUAUUUUAAGGAUUUUUAGUUUCUUUUUUUAAUCAGCAUUUUGUUGUGAGAUCCUGCAAAUGUAUUCUAACCUCGUCCUCUUGAGAAUUGGUAUCAGAGCACUUCUUACCACCGUCCUUGCUUCACUCUGGGAGUGUCAAUCUCCAGCUGAGCAGGGAAAACCUCCCUCAGAUGCAGUGUGCCAUUUCCCAGUUUUCUUCCUCCUCUUACCUCCUGUCUGUUUCAGUCAGUCAAAGAAAUCAAUCAACUCAGUGUUGGCCAAGCAAGGACUUGCAAAGUGUGGAAAGCACAUUCCGCAGAGCCCGAGCACUUCUGGGGAGGACACUGGAGACGCCUGGACUGGACUGGGAGAAGCAGCCUCUCACCUACAGCAGCAUAGAGAACCAGCAGAGGGCUGUGUGUUGAGGGGGAAGACUGGGAAUCACUGGCCUGGCCAAGAGCAUCAACCCUGCUCUGUCUCCUUAUUUACUGUACAUUCUUGGGAGCAUUAGCAGCUGCCUGCCCUUCGUGGCAGGCAUUGUGCAGGAAAUCUUGACGUGGCUGUGUCUCAGGUGUACCUGAGGCCUCUGUUUCUCCUCCAAGCUGAAACUCUGCAGGUGCAAGUGAGGAUAGUACUGGUAUAUGACAGGCCGAGGCAUUGGCAGAUGAGAAAAAUUUGUUUUCUGAUAGAACUCAUAGUGCCUUCCCUUCAAACACUACUCUUCUAAAACGAUAUUGAAAGAGAACAAAAUGAUAGAGCACGUUCCUUCCCUUUCCUUAGUUGAUGACCCCCUGCAAGAGCUCUCCCUCUGCCCUUCCCAGUGUGCUGGCUGGCAUGGCCAGCCAGAGGUGAACGGCAGGAAUGGACCAUGGACAGGUACUUCUGUUGCUUUGUUUGUUUACAUUUUAUGUUAAAAUAUUGGUUUGAACUUAACUGUGGUAAUUUAUAGCCUCAUGGCAAAGUGAAGGAAAAUGUCUUACUUAUACAGAGAGCAGUAUUGUAUGAGUUAAAUUAUCCCAUAUUUUUAAAUUUUUGUAGCUGGACUACAGACAAAUCUUAA
Molecule: messenger RNA, 6412 nt
Organism: Sturnus vulgaris (Common starling)
Lineage: Eukaryota; Metazoa; Chordata; Aves; Passeriformes; Sturnidae
Source: RefSeq, a predicted model, not a curated record